This is a messenger RNA of Maylandia zebra (zebra mbuna), 2306 nucleotides long. It is a transcript of the gene chrdl2, whose product is annotated as chordin-like 2. The record is from RefSeq and is a predicted model, not a curated record. Gene Ontology annotation, molecular function: BMP binding. Lineage: Eukaryota; Metazoa; Chordata; Actinopteri; Cichliformes; Cichlidae. Gene Ontology annotation, biological process: cell differentiation; negative regulation of BMP signaling pathway.
CUCCUGAAGAAGGCGCCAUAGAUUAUCCAACAAAAAAAAAGUAGGAUUUUUUUUAAAUUCCUGUUUCACACUGUCCUGCAGUUUCUGUCCCGCAGAAACACAUAUUUAUUGCGCAUUGAAGAGUCAGUCGGGCACAUGUAAAAAAAAAAAAAAAAAAAAAAGAAGCAAGAAAAGAAAUGAAGUCCAUGUUUUUGUUCAUUUUCAUUAUUUGGUUUGCAGCUGCAGAGCUAAAACCCCGGAAAGGGUCCGGUUUGGUGUGUACUUUCAAAGACAAGACAUAUAUCCCAGGAGACAGCUGGCAUCCUUAUCUAGAGCCUUUUGGGUACAUGUUCUGCAUACGCUGCGUCUGCACAGAGACAGGCCAUGUGAAAUGUAACACAAUCAAGUGCCCUGUCCUGCCAUGUGAAAACCCUGUAGCUGAGCCUCAGCAAUGCUGUCCGAGAUGCACAGACGAGCCGAGGAUUCCUGCAGGGCUGAGGGCUUCGGUGAAAUCCUGCAGGUAUAAUGGGAGCAUUUAUCAGCCCGGGGAGACAUUCACCAAACACAACCUCUUCCCAUCCAAGCAAAGCAAUCAGUGUGUUAUGUGCACAUGCUCUGAUGGAAACAUCUUCUGUGCUCUGAAAACCUGCCAACCUAUCACCUGUUCCUCCCCGGCGUCUGUUCCAGAUACCUGCUGUUUGCUGUGUAAAGAUCAUGGCGUCAGUGGGUCCUCAUCAACUGAGGAUGGAAACCAUCAGCUAAACAGAGGAGUUAGGCAUUCGGUUGAUCAGUGCUCUGGAGAACAGAGCAGGGUGCGGUCCAACCGCGCCACUGCACCCAGGACCUCUCCUAGAGGCCCGAGUCUCAGUAAACUCAACCUUAAAGGGGCUUCAGAGACCACCGUGAAAAUUUUGUUGCAGAGGAAACACCAAAGAGCGUGUUUAUACAAUGGCAAGACAUACUCUCAUGGAGACAUGUGGCACCCAGUUUUGGGUAAAGUCCUGGAAUGCAUCCUGUGCACUUGUACUGACGGGAUAUCGGACUGCAAACGCAUCACAUGUCCUACCCAGUACCCUUGCCAACAUCCUAUGAAAUCAGCGGGAAAGUGCUGCAAGACUUGUCCAGAGACUAAAGCUGAAAGUAACCAGACCCAGUGCUAUCUCGGACAUAAAAAUAACCUCUUGGUGUAUAAAGUUGAAUCAGCUCUGAAUGUUGACUCACCCAACGCAGUUAGGAUCAUUGCUGUUGAAAGACAAAGUACUGCUGAAGUUGAAGUACAAGUAUGGAACACUAUAGAAGGCGUUUUGCAAUUAAUGGAAAUUGGCGACAUUCAAAGGAAAGACAUUUUGGAUCAUCCAGAGAACUGCACGUUGCUCACAACACUCGAUGAAGAGACAUGGAGAAAAUUUAAAGAGGAAGGAGAAAAUCUGAGUAAAGCUCCUCAGACCACGAUUUGUGAAGAUGGCAUUCGGGAGAUUGUGACUUUCCUAAAUCCUAAGCAAACCGAAGGCCUGUGUUCACCCUAAUUGUCGCUAUAUGUAUCAUUAUUCAGAAUAACUACUUGGAUGUGCAAGUCAAAUAUAUUAUCUAUACUGUUUUUAAUCCAUCAUUGACCAUCAUGUUUAAUCAUCACAUAUUUUUAGUUUUAAACUGUUAGGUUGCACAGUCUGUAGCAGUGCGCUCGACAGCUGACUUGCUUAUGAUGUGUACUUGUAAUAAUUCAAAAACUAUCAUGAAUUUAGCUAGGUGCUGUAAUUAUAAACAAAAUGUGAACAUGUGAAUAAGAAAUGUAGAUUUCUUAGCAGCUUCAUUCAGUUGUAAUUUUGGGACGAAGGCUUCAAAGACUGUUUUGGCAUUCACUCAGUGGGAUCAGUAUUUGUGGAAGAAGGGAAAGGCUUUGCUUAAGUACAUGAAAGGAACUUGUAUUUUAAUAUAAGUUGGGAUAGAAGCCACAUUUUGUUUGUUUGUGUGGUCAUCAAAGUAUUUAUUGUAAAUACAGCAAGUUUUUGUCACCUUAUUUAAAGGGUAUUGUUUCCUAUAUGAUUUCUGUGUAUAUACAUGUGACUGCUUGAAUGUUUUUCUUAUUUUUCUUGAAGUAGUUUCAGGCAUUACAUGGGAGUAAAUGCACAGCUUUUUACAAUUGUGCCUUUUCUGUUGUUAGCUAAAGACCUAUUGUAGCUUCUUUUUGUAUGCAGCUGCACAGUUUGUUGUAAUAUCCUGAUAUUUUACUGCUCCACAUACCUUUUGUGUAUUUUACAGUGGCGGAUGUAGUUGAAUGCACUCUGUACCACCCCUCAUGGGUAUAAAUACCUUAAAGUUUUCUCUGA